Messenger RNA from Cucumis melo (muskmelon), 3205 nucleotides. RefSeq names its product E3 ubiquitin-protein ligase JMJ24. The record is from RefSeq and is a predicted model, not a curated record. The coding region runs from base 177 to 2987 and encodes 936 amino acids. Gene Ontology annotation, cellular component: chromatin; histone deacetylase complex. The transcript is spliced from 13 exons. Lineage: Eukaryota; Viridiplantae; Streptophyta; Magnoliopsida; Cucurbitales; Cucurbitaceae. Gene Ontology annotation, biological process: regulation of transcription by RNA polymerase II. Gene Ontology annotation, molecular function: chromatin DNA binding; transcription coregulator activity; histone H3K9 demethylase activity.
UUUCUUUUUUAUUUUUUCCCUUUCGCGGAAAAAGAAAGGAGGAAGUAAAUUAUGGUUGUCUGGUGACUUUGUUGUGGAAGUGGCGGGUCUUGAACACUUCGCUCCACCAACGCUUGACGGCAAAGCCAAAAUCCCCAAAUUCAAAAACCCUAGUUUCCGUCUCCACUUUCCUCCAAAUGGAUCUUCCACGAUCAACUUCUGCAAACGGUGACGACGUCGGAAUUCCUGACGAUUUACGUUGCAAAAGGUCUGAUGGUAAACAAUGGCGGUGUACCGCCAUGUCUAUGCCGGACAAAACUGUGUGCGAGAAGCACUAUAUUCAGGCAAAGAAGAGGGCGGCGAAUUCUGCAAUGAGAGCGCACUUGAAGAAAGCAAAGAGGAAAUCGUUGGAGGAAGGUGAUUUGUACAUGGAAGAUAAGAGUGAUGAUUUCGAUGCGCCUAUGUCGAGUGGUAGGAUUGCUGAACAAUCUCAUCCUGCGAAGAAGUCGUCAAAGAGUCAGGUCCGGUACUCGCCUGAUACUCCACCUACUAGGAGUUUGCCUGUGCGUAAUUCCUCAAAGCAUGAGGAUUCCCAGAGAGAUUUGUCGCCGUAUGAAGAGAAUUGGAGGCCUUAUAAGACAAAUGCUGCGGAUUCUUUGAGGAAUUUGUCGCAGAAAAGCUUUGAUGCUAAUGCCACGACGGAGUACUCUGAUGCAAGCACAAAUUCCUCCGAAGAGAUUGGUGGGCAGACAUGCCAUCAAUGUCGAAGGAACGAAAGAGAUGGAGUAGUCUGGUGUCUCAAGUGUGAUAGAAGAGGAUAUUGCAGCAAUUGCAUCUCUAAAUGGUACUUGGAUAUACCACCGGAGGAAAUUCAAAAAAUUUGCCCUGCGUGUAGAGGUAUUUGUAACUGCAGAGUGUGUCUACGUCGUGGUAAUUUGAUAAAGGUAAGAAUAAGGGAAAUACCGGUUCUAGACAAGUUGCAAUAUCUCUACUCUCUAUUGUCGUCUGUACUACCUGUUAUCAAACAGAUCCACGCUCAACAAUGUUUUGAAGUGGAAGUUGAAAAAAGGAUCGUAGGAGAUGAGAUGCUUCUUCUUAGGGCAAAGUUGAAUGCAGAUGAGCAGAUGUGCUGCAAUUUUUGCAGGAUACCCAUUAUCGAUUAUCAUCGGCAUUGUCCAAAUUGCUACUAUGAUCUAUGUCUCAAUUGCUGUCAAGAUCUACGGGAAGCAUCCACAUCAGGAAAUGGUGGAUUAGAUAAUGUGAAUGGUUUGGUGGGCCAAGACGAGAAACCUUUGUUUGAACGACAGUACAGACAGAGAUUGAAAUUCUCAGAUAAAAUUCUCUACUGGAAAGCUGAUUGUGAUGGCAAUAUACCUUGUCCUCCAAGGGAAUAUGGGGGCUGUGGUUAUUUUCAAUUAAGCCUGAAUCGGAUUUUUAAAAUGAACUGGGUUGCAAAAUUGGUUAAAAAUGUUGAAGAAAUGGUUGGUGGCUGCAGGGUUCAUGAUUUUGGAACUUUGCCAGAAGCAGAGUCAGAUGAUCCCAGCCUUUUGCACUGCGCUGAUCGAGAUAACAGCAGUGAUAAUUUUUUAUAUUGCCCAACAUCAUCAGAAAUUAAACUUAAUGGAAUCACUGAUUUCAGAAAACAUUGGGCUAGCGGCAAACCCAUUAUUGUUAGGCAGGUUUUUGACAAUUCGUCCAUUGCAAGCUGGGAUCCAGAAGUUAUCUGGAGAGGAAUUCAGGGUAAGAAUGAGGAGAGAAUGAAAUUUGAGAAUCAAUUAGUGAAGGCCAUCAAUUGCUCAGACCAGUCUGAGGUCAAUAUUGAGCUUCUUCAGUUCAUUGAAGGAUACUUUGAUGGUCGUAUCUCAGAAAGUGGCAGGCCAGAAAUGUUGAAGUUGAAAGACUGGCCUUCCCCCAGUGAAUCUGAAGAUUUUAUUUUGUACCAGAGGCCUGAAUUCAUUGUUAAAUUACCUUUACUCGAGUAUAUCCAUUCCAAAUGGGGGCUUCUUAAUGUUGCAGCAAAAUUGCCGCAUUACUCUUUACAAAACGAUGUGGGACCUAAGAUUUUUAUAUGUUACGGAUCCUUUAAGGAGCAUAGUGCAGGUGAUUCUGUGACUAAUCUUAGUAUCAACAUGCGUGACAUGGUUUAUUUAUUGGUUCAUAGUCAUUUAGUGAAGCCCAAAGAUGCUCAGGGGAUUGAUAUUGAGUGCACGGAAAAUGCCAAUGUGAAAUCUGUGGUGAAUGAGCUGCAUAGUGAUAAAGAAUUGUGUUCUGGUGACGGGAGAUCAGCAGAUCUAGUAGUCCAUGGUCAGGGGUUGAAGGAUGAGCGCGAGGCUAUGAGUGAAGCAGAGACAGAAGUUGAAAUGUUGGGUCAGAAGAUGGAAUCUAAUAUUGUCGUUGAGCAAGCUGCGAACUCCAAAAUGUCAGAUAUGAACGUUUCUGAAAAGAGUUCUGCAGUUAUUUGGGAUGUCUUUCGGCGGAAGGAUGUUCCGAAAUUGACUGAGUAUUUAAGACUACAUUGGAAGGAAUUUAGGAAGCCUGUCAACAUAAAUGAUGAUCUUAUUAUGCGGCCUCUUUUUGAUGGAGCAUUGUACCUCGAUGGACAUCAUAAAGGGAAAUUGAAAGAUGACUUCGGGGUAGAGCCUUGGACAUUUGAGCAGCGUUUGGGGGAAGCUGUUUUUGUCCCUUCAGGUUGCCCUUUUCAAGUCGUGAAUCUUCAGUCCAAUGUUCAAUUGGGGCUUGACUUCUUAUCUCCUGAAAGUGUUGGUGAGGCUGCAAGAAUGGCUGCAGAUGUCAGGUGUCUUCCUAAUGAUCAUGAAGCAAAACUGCAAGUGCUGGAGGUUGGAAAAAUCUCACUUUAUGCAGCAAGCUCAGUUAUCAAAGAAGUACAGAAAUUAGUGCUUGAUCCCAAAUUAAGUGAAGAGCUUGGAGUUGGGGACCCUAAUUUGACCGCUGCUGUUUCCGAGAACUUGGAGAAUAUGACAAAGCAACGCCAGAUAAGUUGUGCUUAGUUUUUUUAUAUUCAAUGUAUUAUAGAUUCAAAAUAGUAUAUUUUCUGAAACUCACUUCUUGACCCGAAAACCUGUACAUACCAAUGCUAUAGUGAGAUCUUGGUGCACAUACCAAUUAACAAAAUAUAUUUUAGGCAUUUAGCUUGAUGUAGAAACAUUGGAACAUCUCCAAUAUAGUUUUAUAAAUGGCAAGAUAAUGAGUUUUACAUCCUUCUUAA